Molecule: messenger RNA, 567 nt
Organism: Postia placenta MAD-698-R-SB12
Lineage: Eukaryota; Fungi; Basidiomycota; Agaricomycetes; Polyporales; Adustoporiaceae
Exons: 5
Coding region: 1-567 (188 amino acids)
Source: RefSeq, a predicted model, not a curated record
AUGCCGCCCGACCAAUUCGUCGUCGACCCGGUCGCGGCAGAAGAGGCCCGAGCAAUGAAAAUCGCUCGACGGUCAUUAUCGAUGCUCCACGACAUUUUGUGCAUUGUCGCGGCAGAAGAAGAUGAUCAGGGUCUUCUAGGGCUUGUUGGAUCACAUGUGGAGACGAGCCGCAAUGCGCUCACGGUGCUAGUGUCGCCCGAAGAGCGAGACGCUCGGGGGCGGCUGCGAGGACAAAUAGGCAGUAAGGUUCAUGAGUUUAUCAUUCCAACGCGGAAGGCCCGACGCUGCCGUCGUUGUAAAGGACUGCUCUGGGAGUUGGCGGGCGUGAUGUCUGGAGCCCCUGUCGACAUUCUCGGCGGCAAUCUCGCCGUGAGCCACACACCAAAAUAUGUACGGACCGCAAACCAUUUCGGUACAAUCGCAACCGGAAAACUGGAACCUACGCAAUAUAUGCGCGUAGAUCGGAAAACUCAGUGGGGCCGGACAUUCGGUGAUCCUGAGAAUAAGGAACGGACUACGUCCUCUGUGACAGUGUGGUACGCAUCCCCUGCUCUAAUGCUGCAUUGA